AUUUUAAAUUACAAAGGGAGAAUAGGGUGGGUGUUUUGUUUAUAUUCCAGUCAAAUUCCUGGUGAAAUCCAUCUUUAAAUGAAAUCUAUGUUCCACAUACCUGUAAUAUUUAUCCAUGGGCACCUGCAGAUUACCACGAACAAUCAAUUGGACACAUGAACAAUUGCCAAAGAUUGGGCCCUGCCGGCCUUGCUUUGCAUUAUGCAAAUAUAGUGCUUCAAAUUGAUACUCUUGUAGCCAAAUCAACCAUGCCUGCUGCAAAUACAAAGGAUUCACUAUAUCAAAGCUUGCCUCGUAAUAUAAAAUUAGUUCUACGUUCUAAUUUACCAUCCUUUCAUGUUGCAGAAGAGCUAAGUGUAGCUGAUGUAAGAAGGGAGAUAAAGAAAACCUUACGUUGGUUGGUCCGCAUGGCCACUAACACAUCCAAAGCACAUCAUAGAUUUGGUUGGCUUGGCCAGUGGGCAAACACAAGGUACGAGGUAAACAAAAAGAGUGGUUUAAUGUGGAUUGAGACAUUCCACCAUGCAGAUAAAGACAAAGUGGAACAUUAUAUUCUUGAAAUUCUCUUAUGGUUUCAUCGCUUGGCCAAAUAACCGUUUCUUAUGUAGCUAUUGGUGGCUGAAUAACCGUCCAAAUAAAUCUUUGAUAUUAGGAAUUGUAACUUAUAUUUACACAUUUUUAUGGUCAAUUUUUCUGAUGAAACAGGACGUGAACACCAUAUCUUCCUCUUACUUUUCUUUAAGGAA
Vigna umbellata (rice bean) is the source of this 746-nucleotide messenger RNA. Lineage: Eukaryota; Viridiplantae; Streptophyta; Magnoliopsida; Fabales; Fabaceae. The record is from RefSeq and is a predicted model, not a curated record.